This is a messenger RNA of Falco peregrinus (peregrine falcon), 2320 nucleotides long. RefSeq names its product G-protein coupled receptor 35-like. The transcript has 2 exons. The coding region runs from base 627 to 1562 and encodes 311 amino acids. Gene Ontology annotation, molecular function: chemokine receptor activity. Gene Ontology annotation, cellular component: membrane. NCBI's taxonomy places the organism in Eukaryota, Metazoa, Chordata, Aves, Falconiformes, Falconidae. The record is from RefSeq and is a predicted model, not a curated record. Gene Ontology annotation, biological process: positive regulation of Rho protein signal transduction; phospholipase C-activating G protein-coupled receptor signaling pathway; chemokine-mediated signaling pathway.
CUCUCCAACAGCUCUGUGAAUGGCACUGGGGGCCUGCCAGGGCUGCUCUGUGCUGGGGGUCAGCAGUGUGACAACAGGUGGCAGUCCCCCCUCCCUCCCCAGCAGGAGUGGUGGUCUAGAAGGCAGAAAGAAGACCUCAGGACACUCCAGGCCAACAGGUCCCCUGCAAGCCACGUGCACAGCCUGUUGGGCAAGAAAGGUCAAUGUGCAUUGCCCGGUGGGACAUCACGCAAUGGAAAGUAAAUCAAAGUUAAAACCCAAAGCCCUUCCAUCAGCAGAGGAAUCUGCCGGGCCACACAGCAGACAAGCAUUUCGCCUUGCUGCAGGGUAUUGCAGGCUUCUCAGUCAACAGGGGGUGAUUACGAGCCACCACGCCAGUGGUGACAGAGGAAGCUCAACCCCGGGGAAAUGCGUUGAGGAGGGGUGGGGGUGCUUCCUCGACCAACAUUGCUGCUGUCACAACCACCAGCAAGUGGUCAUCGCAGGACACCUUGCUGGUCACAUGCCAGGACCACUGCUACAAGGGCUCAUCGUGCCUGCACAUCGCACCGCAGCUGGUCUGGAGGAACAUUCACGCUUUCCGAGCAAGCAAGCAAGCAGGAACUGUGCAUCUUGAUAGACCCAAAAUGAACCCUAGCAGCUGCAAUAUCACAGCCUAUGAAAGCUUUCCACUUGUCCAGCUGUGUGUUUACAUCCCAGUUUUGCUUUUGGGCAUUUUGCUGAACAUGUCGGCGCUGUGGGUGUUCUGCUGCAAACUCGGCAAAUGGACAGAAACCAGAGUAUACAUGGUCAACUUGGCUGUGGCUGACUGCUUGCUGCUGUUUAGUUUGCCUUUUAAAACUUUAUCCCACUUCAAUCAGCUGAAGGUAGGUAGCUGGUGCUUGGUUCUUGAAGGUGGCUAUUUCAUAAACCGCCUAAUGAGCAUCGGUAUCAUCACUGUCGUAGCAGCUGAUAGGUAUCUUGCAAUCAAGUACCCAUUGAAAGCCAAGGUGCUGAGGUCACCCCUGAAGGCAGCUUGUGCCUCUGGAUUUCUCUGGAUAGUCGUCAUCUGUGUGAUGUCCCUCAUUAAAAAGUUAGAGGACAGAGGACAAGAUGAACUUUGCUUUGAAAAACCUUCCGUUAAGCCCUCAGUGAUCACACUGUGUGCUGUUAUUGUAGGGUUUUUCAUACCAUUGAUCAUCUUGAGUUAUUGCUCCAUACAAGUCAUUGCAGAACUCAUGAGAAAGAAGAAUGAAUAUUGUCACAAGGAAAAGUCAAUCAGGAAGGCCAUCUACAUCGUGUCUGCAAACAUGGCUGUGUUCAUCAUAUGCUUUUUACCUCUUUACCUCGGGCAUCUCCUUCGCUUUAUAAUGGACUCCACCAGCUCCAACUGCUCUGCAAUACAGUGGGUCAAUAAUUUUGUUCACCUUGCCUCAGUCCUCGCAAACACAAACUGCUGCCUGGAUGCUAUUUGUUACUACUUUGUCAACAAGGAAUUUAAGGAAGCGUCUCCCAAGCUAGCAAAGUCCAAAUUUGAAGCCAGUGAAGAAGCUGACAUUCAGCUCCCACAUGUAAUGCAUUAAUGCAAAACCCAUGCAGCUCACAUUUGAUACUUGCUAUGUUCAAGUUCAACUGGGACUCAAUAGCAGGCUUUCCCACUUUCUUUCUGUGAGUGGGAUUGAGGGACUUUCUACUAAUGGGAAUGAUUUAGACACAUGAAAAUUAGCCCUGAUUCAGGCAACCAUAGCAGUCCAGAUCCUGAUGUAAUGAUCUAGCUUGCUAUGGAUAAUUCUCUGCCAAAACAAGUACAGCCAGUGGUAAAGGUUUUUUUUUAUCACUCACCCUCACAUUGGAUCAGCUUUUAUACAGCUGUAGCUGUGACAUAUAAACAGAGGUUAUUCCAAAUAUAAAAAGAUUUUUUAAAAGUCUAAGUGAAACCACUUAGAAGAAAAAGAAAGGAGGAUGUUUUUAUAAAUCACAAACAUCUUGUUUUUUAGUUGGUAAUAAUGCAUAGCCACGGUAGCAGAGACAGUUUUAGCCUGCUUUAGAUAGCUUCACAAAACCAUUCAUACUAUGUAACAGCUACAAAAUGGUCAUCAAUUUCAGUACAAGGUGAUAAGAAAUUGCAAGUGCUUUGACUGGGGAAAAAAAAUUUACGUCAAAAGUGUUUGAGUAAAAUGACAUUAAAACUCCUAUCCAAAGAGUUGAGGUGGGGCAGUGGGAAUAAGGACCCUGUAUUAGGGGUUUAUUCAGCCUUAUAAUGCAAAGGACUGUCUAAAGAAAGUGGCAGCAAGCUGUUCCAAAGAAACCAACAUAAAUAAAGUUGUGUUACUAGCACAGA